This is a messenger RNA of Sander lucioperca (pikeperch), 846 nucleotides long. Its product is annotated as interleukin-8-like. Gene Ontology annotation, cellular component: extracellular region. Bases 126 to 425 code for a protein of 99 amino acids. The record is from RefSeq and is a predicted model, not a curated record. Lineage: Eukaryota; Metazoa; Chordata; Actinopteri; Perciformes; Percidae. Gene Ontology annotation, biological process: chemokine-mediated signaling pathway; neutrophil chemotaxis; cellular response to lipopolysaccharide. The transcript is spliced from 4 exons. Gene Ontology annotation, molecular function: chemokine activity; CXCR chemokine receptor binding.
AGAUUCAAACAGCAGAGUGAAAAGGCAGCUGAACCAAGAAAAGGAAAAGUAAAGGAAAGAAGGAACUGAGUAGAAGAAUUCAGUACUAUAAAAAGCUCUUUUACUUUUCCAUUCAGACUUCAAAAAUGAUGAUCAGCAGAGUCCUUGUCACCUCUAUUGUGGUGCUCCUGGCCUUCCUGGCCGUCAGUGAAGGGAUGAGUCUGAGAAGCCUGGGAGUGGAGCUGCACUGCCGCUGCAUCCAGACAGAGAGCAAACCCAUCGGCCGCCACAUCGAGAAGGUGGAAUUGAUUCCUGCCAACUCUCAUUGCGACGAGACUGAGAUCAUUGCCACUCUGAAAAAGACAGGCCAAGAAGUUUGCCUGGACCCUGAAGCUCCCUGGGUGAAGAAAGUGAUUAAUAAGAUCAUGUCCAACAGAAGACGCUGAACAGACCAGGACAGAUGUGCUUCAUGAGUCUGAGCCUUUUAAAGACAAAUGAAAAGUCGCAGAAAGUAUUUGUUGUCAUCACACUCAUCUCAUUUUAAUACCAGAAGAUUGCCUAAUGUCCUGAUUUUCAAAAUGUUGAAAAUGGCAAUUUACCCAUUAAGGUUAUAUUUGUAUCAAACACGUUAUUUAUUAAGAAGUAUGUGCUUAUUUGUAAUGUCACUUGUGUGUGUGUUGUAGCCAAUUACUUUCUGAUGUCACUGCUCUUGUAGUUUGUAAAACUGCAUACUGUUAUCUUGUCUAACACUUAUGAGUUCAACAUAUUUAUUGAUGUAUUUAUGGAAUGUAAAUGUAUCUGGAUUCAGUUGUGUAGCUGUGCUGACAACCUAUUUAUUAAUUAAAAAAGUUUACUUGAAAUUGAAAA